AUGUUCAGCGUGUCGGAGACCACCGACUCGGAGGAGAGCACCACCCCCUUCUGCCCAAACCCGCAGAUCCCACCCGAGCUGAGCGGCUCGGCGUCAUCGGCACCUGCCGGCCCAGCGGUGGCCGGCGGCAGCCCAACACCGUCUGCGCACGUCGCACGCUCGGCCACGCCGGCCGCGGCGCCGGCGAUUCCGGCGGUGCGCACGCCCGGCACCAUCACGUUCGCGUUCACGCCACGCAGCUUCCCGUCAGCAGCGCGGGAAAGCCGCUCGCAGGAGGAGCAGCAGUGGCUACAGAAUCAGGCGGCCGCAUACCGCCGCGACGGUGCACUGAACGACGAGGAUAUGCGACCGCACGAGCGCGACCCACGCUGGCUCAAAGAGCGCGGCGACACCUUCUAUCAGCGAGGCAACUACCUGGCCGCCAUCAACGCCUACAGUCACGCCAUCCGCGUGUCUCCCAACGCUCCUGAGCUCUUCGCCAACCGGGCGGCGUGCCACCUGAAGCUCAACAACUAUCACAAGACGCUGGAGGACUCGUCGUCGGCGCUGGAUCUGCUGAAACCGCCGGUGCAGGUCAACCAGACGUCGCGGCUGCGCUGUCACGUGCGGCGCGGCACUGCGCUGCUCCGCCUAGCCGCCUUCCAAGAGGCACUGGCGGAAUACCAGAUGGCACUCAGCCUGGACCCGACCAAUGAGAAGCUGGUGCAGGAUGUGGAGAUGGUCAGGAAGCUGGCCGAGGAUGCUGACAGCGAGGACUGAAGACGUCAGCACGCUCGACUAGCGGACCUUUGCUGGCAUGAAUGUAGAAAUUGUGUCAUCAUGUUGUUUCACAGGUUGAUUGCGAAAUACAUGCACAUCCUUAUGAUUAGUGUGAGGAUAUUGUCAUGCUAUGCCUGUAGAUGGCAGUGCAUGGUGACAUAUAUAUACAUGGGUGGAGUGCCAGUUAUUUGUGGAUGUCCCUGCCAUAGUGCAGAGCAAUACACAAAACAAUAAUGAA
Molecule: messenger RNA, 997 nt
Organism: Pollicipes pollicipes
Lineage: Eukaryota; Metazoa; Arthropoda; Thecostraca; Pollicipedomorpha; Pollicipedidae
Product: dynein assembly factor 4, axonemal
Exons: 1
Coding region: 1-759 (252 amino acids)
Biological process (GO): inner dynein arm assembly; cilium movement; outer dynein arm assembly
Molecular function (GO): protein binding
Source: RefSeq, a predicted model, not a curated record